AUGGCGAAGAAACUCUUCGACAUACUGAGGCCACCAACAGCUAGGGGCGUCUUGUCGCCUCGACCACGCCCUAAGUUGCUGCUCGUCGUAGGCCUCAUCCUGAUCACCGUCUAUCUCAUCAACUUCACCUCACAUGGCCGCGGCUACCACGUCAUACCUUGGAGGUCACGCUCUGCCGAAGGUCUCAAGGCGGAGACCGAGGAGGAGAAACGAAUCAGGGAGACGCACGAGCAGGCGUUGCGCGACGAGUUCGCCGACGAAUACCAGGCGGCCAAGAGUCUGCCGGGCAAUGAUGCCAUCUACGGCAACACUCUGGCUACCCUCAUCAGCAAGGACAUCCGAUCUCCCGAGCAUGACGCCGUCUUGACCGAGGCUCCGAAGAAACCCCUGGGCUUCGCAAUGGACAAGCCCUAUGUCUACAACCCAUAUCCUGCCUACCACAGCAGUGAUUGGAGGAGGAAGCACCGCGGGCCGUACAUCGCUUGCCAGGGUGCCAACGGCAAGACCGUCGAGGACAUGAUCGUCUUCAAGGGCCAUCCUCAUGAUUUCCCGCCCGAGAGCUUUGGCAGCUACGACCUCCUCAACAUGGACGGCAAUCUCUGCUUCGAGCGCGAGACCCGACUCGGCCCUUACGGAUAUUCGACCGUCUUGAAGGACGGAGACCCCAUCAACUGGGACCUCGUCAACUGGGGCGACCUGCAGGAGAAGUGCGUCUCCCUGAACAAGGAGCGCUAUGACCUCACCGGCACCCCGAACCCCUAUGUUCGUACCGUUUAUCCCGAACUCUUUGGUGCAGCCGAGUAUCCCCCGCCGCAGGGUGUCAGCAAGCAAGAAGUGCGAAGUGAGCAUCCCAUUGACGAGGAGCAGCGCAAAGAGGCCCGAGCUUCAGAGCAGGCCUCUGCGCACGACAAUCGGGGCACCACCACGGAUUCUGAGCCGGAGCCCAAGGUCGAGCAGAGGACCGCCGUGCUGCUCCGCUCGUACACUGGCAAGAAGUACACUGAGAAUGACAAGCAAGUCAUGAGGGCCUUGAUCUCCGAGCUCAAUUUGCGUACCGGAGGAGAAUAUCAGUGUACCUACUGCUUCACGUGCGCGACUCAGGCCUCGACAUCUUCGGCGAUGAUCUGACGUACAAAUACGUCCUUGACCAAAACGUCCCUAAGGAGUUCCAUGGCAUGACUAUUCUCUGGAACGACCGGUCCGUCUGGGAUAUCUAUACGGCCAUGACCGAGGACAACGAGCGGAGCGUGCACUCGGCGCAAUGGUUGUCUGUGCAAAAGUUCAGUCUGGAGCACCCCG
Verticillium alfalfae VaMs.102 is the source of this 1299-nucleotide messenger RNA. RefSeq lists its product as hypothetical. The coding region runs from base 1 to 1128 and encodes 375 amino acids. The transcript is spliced from 2 exons. Lineage: Eukaryota; Fungi; Ascomycota; Sordariomycetes; Glomerellales; Plectosphaerellaceae. The record is from RefSeq and is a predicted model, not a curated record.